AUGAAGAAAAGGAGUGGCACCACCGUGGCACAGGUGCAACUGCCCGCCUGUGGCGUGGCUGGCGCAUGUGUCACCGUACAGCAUGUGGCCACCUGCCCUUCCUCGUCGCGUGCACCACACUUACAGCAGCUGCGUGCGAGGCCAGGGGGCAGGCAAACACGUGGCGGUGUCACGGCAACCGCCCCUCUGGCCACCAAGUGCCUGGCUCCAACUCCUCCAAGAGAGGUGCGUGGAAUAGCAUGGCAGAAGCCUGGACUAGAGAUGGGCAGCGCUAAGGAGCCCGAGGCUUUGCAGUUGUUGAAGCAAGAAGUUGCUCCAGAAGAUGCUCAGCAGCCCAAUGCCAACUUGCCCUGUGGUCAGGAGAAAGACAGCUGCCUCCAGAACACCAAAUGUGACGGAGGGGAUCUUACCAUGAGGAACUGCUGUGUAAAUGAUCUAGGCACCGAAAGCAGCUGUCAAGACGAUACCAUGGUGGACAACCCCAACCAGAAGGAGAAAGCCCCAGUUGUGGAUGCACAGCCUUCUAUGGAUCUACCCGCAGCCACUGGGACUGUGGCUCUUAGAGACACAGGGACUGGAGAAAACCCACCGGAAGGGGUAGGAGGCGUAGCAGCUAACAGUGAUUUGUGUCACAACAGUGAGCAGAGUUCUUGCAUGAAGGAGCUUCCCAGUAGUUCAACCAAUACCUGCAACCUUCUGGAAGGAAAAUAUUCUGGGAAAGCCAGUCCUACGGCUGAAAAGAGAAAUGCUGGGAAGGCUUGUUGGCAACUCCCAGCAGAACCCUGCUUUAAGGGAGCCAAUAAGGAUUGCUCCAGUGCACCAGCUUCCCUGAAACACGUUGCAUUUCUUGAACCAACCAAAAACAAAGAUGAGUCAGGAAGUGUCAGAACAGGAAUGGUACAUUCUGAGCUGGAUCCAGCCCUUGCCACAUGCCUGCAGAAAACAAGCCAAGGGCAGCCUGAUGCUUCUAAGAGAGAUACGUGUAAGCUUAGCAGUGACACCUGUGAAGCAGAGGAACACUUGAAUGAAGGACAAAGAGAUACCCUUGGGCUGGAAGCCUCCAAGGAAGCUGUCUCAGAGCCCUCAAGGGCAGGCACUGCACCAGGGAAGUCAGGCAAGCCAGGUGCAGAAAUGAACCAGUUGGGCCCUAGUGCAGAGAUGAGGCCUCCUGUUAUAAAAGUUAACACAGGUGUGGGCUCCAGUGGAGUGUCAGAAACUCUCAUACCUGCUGCUGCUUCUGUCCAUGAAAUCAAACACCAGAGCACAUCAGGAGAUGCUCAAACAACGCCAGGUCAAGUCACACAGGAACCAGAAGGGCUCAGAGAAGCACCACCCUCCAGCACCAAGGGUAACAACGGAGCUCAGGAACAACCAAAGUCAGUAGUGACUAGCACGAGUAUGAAUGAAGGACACACAUCAUGUGUAGAGACGGAGUCUAUGGAGCUUCUUGCCAAGACCUGCUUGUUUGAGAUCACUGCUCCUCAGCAAGAUGCUGGGACUCAAGUUGACAACCGUGUGUCUUUGGUGUCAGUUGCCAUCAGCCCCAUCAACCCGCCAGAUGGUUCCACAGCCUUCACCUUCCACACCAGGGGCUUGGCACCCUCCUCUUCUCUGAAGAGUCCUGGCCCAGAACAGAAACCUACCAAGAAGGAUGUGGAGAUGCAAGUGUUCAUCCCAGUAGAGACCCGGUCGGUGGCCACAGGGCCCAUGACUCCUGUGACCAAAUCCCCCCAAGCCUCCUAUCCUGAGGUGCAUGUUAAAGGGGCACAGGAAGAGGCACCAGAGCCUGUGCGCGAGGUCAGCUGGGAUGAGAAGGGGAUGACGUGGGAAGUGUAUGGUGCCUCUAUGGAGGUGGAGGUACUGGGCAUGGCCAUCCAGAAGCAUCUGGAAAAGCAGAUUGAAGAACAUGGCCGGCAGACGGUGAUGACUCCUCAGAGCACCCGUGCCAGCUCCAUCAAGGGUGCCCCCCGGAAGGGCGAGAUCAAGAGGCAGCCCAGCAUGUUCAGGGCUCUCCUACAAAAUGUGCGUCGGCCCCGUUGCUGCUCCCGAGGGGGCCCAGCUGUGGAGUAAAGUGGGCCCUCGCCCUCUGUCAGGUUUUAUAGCAGCCGGAAAGGCAAAUGUUGUGUGGUUUCUCAGGCAAUGUGUGAGCCAAUCCCUUUUGAGUCUUCUGA
Messenger RNA from Euleptes europaea (tarantolino), 2171 nucleotides. It is a transcript of the gene GPRIN1, whose product is annotated as G protein regulated inducer of neurite outgrowth 1. NCBI's taxonomy places the organism in Eukaryota, Metazoa, Chordata, Lepidosauria, Squamata, Sphaerodactylidae. The record is from RefSeq and is a predicted model, not a curated record. The transcript has 2 exons. Gene Ontology annotation, biological process: neuron projection development. Gene Ontology annotation, cellular component: plasma membrane. The coding region runs from base 1 to 2070 and encodes 689 amino acids.